GCAUUAACCUUGCUAAUCGUUUUUCAAGAGAGCUAGUUCUUAGAUUUGAUAAUGGCUUCUCACCUUAAGCAAACCAUUUUAAUGGUUACGGUAAUGACCGCCGCCAUUAUCACAGCUUCUGCCCAAGAAACUGAAAUUUCCGAUUUCCAAGAGGCUGAAAUACUUAGACGCUUGAAGCAACUUAACAAGCCUGCUGUUAAAUCCAUCCAGAGUCCGGAUGGAGAUAUAAUAGAUUGUGUCCCUAUUGCCAACCAACCAGCCUUUGAUCAUCCUUUGCUGCGAGACCACAUCAUCCAGAUGAGGCCAAGUUCCGAACCUGAAAGCGGUCUUGCAGAAAACACCGAGGAAAAGCCGAAGGCUAUAGGUCAACUAUGGCACAUGUAUGGAGAGUGCCCGGAAAACACAGUUUCGAUCAGAAGAACAAAAGAAGAAGAUCUCUUAAGAUCAACUUCCCUCGAGACUUUCGGAAAAAAGAGUUAUAGAACUAUUCAACAAGUUGUAUCACGUGAUCUAGGUGCUUCCGUCCACGAGUACGGAGUGACGCAAGCAUUGAACAACCAGGUUUACGGUUCAAAAUCCUACAUCAAUGUAUGGAAACCCUUUGUCCAACAAUCCGAUGAGUUCAGCUUGGCCCAAACAUGGGUUGUCUCCGGAAGUGGUUCUGAUCUCAACACCAUAGAAGCUGGUUGGCAGGAGUAUCAACAGUUGUACGGUGACUAUAACACAAGACUUUUUAUCUACUGGACCCGAGAUGCAUACCAACACACAGGUUGCUACAAUCUUCUGUGCUCAGCGUUUGUCCAGACGGACGGAACUUUCGUCCUUGGUGGAACCCUCAAUCCAACAUCAUCGUAUGGAGGUACCCAGUACGAAAUCAGUUUACUCAUAUGGAGGGACAAGAACACAGGAAACUGGUGGCUCCAAAUUCAGGGAAUAAACGUCGGGUACUGGCCAAACACGUUGUUCACCAGCCUGAAGGAUAGCGCGAACCGAGUGGACUGGGGAGGCGAAAUCGUGAACGCACAGUCUAGUGGACACACGAACACGGAUAUGGGAAGUGGGCACUUUCCAGAAGAAGGGUUCGGAAAGGCAGCCUUUUUCAGGAACCUUGAGAUAGUUGAUGGGUCUAACACUCUUAGACCACCGCCAUCACUUGGAGCCCUCGCCCCGACGCCUAAUUGCUACAAUGUCCGCAUUGGAGGCGCGGGUACGUCAUGGGCCACUCACUUCUACUACGGUGGUCCUGGCAAAAACCCUAACUGCCCCUGAUAAAUGCGUAUAUAUGUAUGCAUAUAUGUUGUCACGUGGAUAAACAUAUGCGCUAAAGAUUGUGUGUAAGAUGUGUGUAUAGUCCAUAAGAUUCGGUGUGGUACUUUGUAAUAACCGAAGUAUGUUUAGAUUUCUCAUUGAAUAAGUGCUGAAGUCUGCAUGCCGUACGUGCAUGUCAAUAUUCAGAGUGUGUGUGACGAGUUAUUAUGUUUUUUGUUUUUUAAAAAAAAAUAAUCUCUGUUGUCCGGA
This is a messenger RNA of Tarenaya hassleriana, 1518 nucleotides long. RefSeq lists its product as uncharacterized. NCBI's taxonomy places the organism in Eukaryota, Viridiplantae, Streptophyta, Magnoliopsida, Brassicales, Cleomaceae. Bases 52 to 1269 code for a protein of 405 amino acids. The transcript has 7 exons. The record is from RefSeq and is a predicted model, not a curated record.